UUCGCGCCUGCCACGACACGUCCGGAUUCUAGUAGUGGUUCGGCUCCGGUUUUCGUGACUUUAUUAUAAUUGUGAUCGAGUCCGGAUUAAACCGAUUUCAGGGAGUUUUGAGGAUAGAGAGACGUUCAGACGGGGUGCAGAAAACGAUUCAAGGAUUUUGGACAAAUUUUGAUUGAGAUAGAAGAUUCGCCGUGGAUGGGGUGUCAGACUGUAACCGCGAUGGAAACCGAAGAAGAAGACAGUGAAGAAACACAACCUGUACGAUGAUCCCCCCAACUCACACCAUGCCAUCUCUUAAUCUCCACUUGGCCAUCAUCAUCGGCUUUUGCACCCAAAUGAUCGUAGCGGACUGUCCGCGAUUAUGCGAGUGUAAAUGGAAGAGUGGCAAAGAAUCGGUUUCUUGUCCCAACGCAAACUUAUCUUCAAUACCUCUUCAUCUGGAAGCCGGCACUCAAGUUCUCGAUGUCUCCAAAAACAAUCUCAUCACUUUAAAACACGACGAGUUUAGCAAAGCAGGCUUACUUAACUUGCAAAAGGUGUACUUGUCUCAAUGUCGACUAAAGAACUUGGAACGGUACGCUUUUCGUAAACUAAUAAACUUGGUCGAGUUGGAUUUGAGCCAUAACUUCUUGAGUAGCGUUCCUUCACACACGUUUGAUUCUAUUCCCGAAUUGCGGGAACUAAAACUCAACGAUAAUCCCAUACAAAGAAUACUCAACGAUGCUUUCAUUAAUGUUCCACAACUGAUACGUUUGGAAUUAUCAGAGUGUCGUAUUUCGACUAUCGAACUCCAAGCCUUUCACGGUCUAGAAUCUUCACUCGAAUGGCUUAAACUCGAUUAUAACAAACUAACCGAAGUGCUAUCUUCUUCUUUUACGAUACUAGAAAAUUUGCACGGCCUCGAACUCGCCGGAAACCCUUGGAACUGCUCGUGUCCUCUCCGCCCUCUCCGCGAGUGGAUGUUACAAAAAAAUGUCCCUUUCGGCAUCCCCCCCAUCUGUCAAAGCCCCAAACGUCUUCGGUCCAAAACCUGGGACAAAUUAGACCUCGACGAGUUCGCCUGCAUCCCAGAAAUCUUCGCAUACGAGAGUAAAACCCGCGGAGUAGAAGGCAAAAACGUCACAAUGACUUGCCGGAUCACUGGAAUCCCGGAACCCUCAGUCCGAUGGUUGCUCAAAAAUAAAGUGAUUGCGAAUCUUUCCGGUUCCUCUUACUCCAACGGUAAAAAACUCUACAUGGUGCACUUGUCCAACAACUCGAGUGAUUUAACUAUUUUCAGUGCCGAUCUGCAAGAUGCAGGUGUGUAUGUGUGUGCCGCGGAAAAUAAAGCGGGUCGUGCUGAAGCUAGUGUGACAUUAGCCGUGAUUAGGAAACCGCCUGAAACCGCUUUCAAUAAUAAAAUAUUGAUUGCAAGUGUUAUUACGGGUAUUGCGUUGGUUUUAGCCUCGUGUUUGAUCGCACUCUGUGUAUAUUCGGUGAGGAAGAAACAAAUGCUUACAUGGCGGACUCGCGAGUGCAGGCGGGAGGACAAUUAUGAGAAGAUUGAAAUGAAUCAUAAAGUGUCGGGGAAUUCGAAUGGAGGAACGGUACAAGCAGAAAUCGCGGUUGUGGCAACAAAGAAGAAUGGGGAGUAUCGGGUUGUGCCAGUGGCGGAUAAUGAAGAGGUUGAGGAGGAGGAAGAGAGCAAUGUCGAAGCAGCAGCAAAGAGGAUAUGGCAAGAGAGUGCCGUUGAAAAAAGGUGGAACUCGCCGGAACAUCUUUUGGAUCCUGAGGAUCUUCACAUACCAAGGAGGACUCUACAAGAGGCAAGAGACGAUAUCAGGAAGGGGUUCAAUUCGACGUCUGGUAUAUAUAGUGGAUACGAGCAGCCGUCGACAUCACUAAGCCAAAGCGUGGCACCGCAUCUCCUACGCAGGCAAAUAUCCGGAGGGCACGCGACAACCUACAACAGCGAGCUGUCAAGCCUGAUGGAGGACGAGGGUGACAAGAAAUAUCCGGAUUUGAUUGAGAACUCUUCGUACAAGUUCGGAAACAAGGCGAACAGCGUAGGUGGCAGCGUAGCCGACAUAACAGAAUUGUUCUGCACUUUGCCACGAAAAAGAACCCUCAUUCAAAGCUCGCGUUAUAAAAGCAGCGACAGCCAAUCACCCCUGCUUCCGGAGAGCAGGUACGGCAGCAGCGGCGGCGACAGCAGCUGUGGCAGCCAGGAAUCCGGGCUCCGGAGGCUCUCCGACUGCCCCAAGUACUCGGCGGUGAAUCUCAACAAAAACAGGGUAAACAAAAUCUCGAAUAGUUACUUAAACUUGACGCGCGAGGAGGACCUAACCUCGACGCCGUUGCUGGACGUGACAGGGCUGGAAAGCAGGGUGGGUUUCUCCCCCACGUCCGUCACCCCGAAUGCUAAUUCCUACGAUUAUCAUGCGGCCCAGCUGGAGCGGUUUCUGGAAGAGUAUCGCAGCCUCCAGAAGCAGCUGACGAAAAUGAAGGAAACUUGCGACAACCUGUGCCAGGAUCAUCUGCAAGCGGGGUCGCCGGCGGUGACCCCGUCGACGUCGAACGACGAUGUUCUGAGGAAUAAUCCGGUGUCGCCAAAUUCAAAUCAGUCACUCGAGGACUCGAUUGAUUUUCGCAAUUUUGAGAGCGAACUCACCAAGUAUUUGCUCGCCAAAAGUUCACCCUCCCCGAAAACUUUCACCAACAACAGCGGAGUGUUCAAUAAUUGAAUUUUCCGACAAAAAUUUAUGUCACAGUGAUAAUUACGAUGGCAAUUGUCGGGAGUGAUGCUAUUCUAGAACUCUUCUAAAGGAUUAACUCGACUCCUGCAAAAUUUUUACUAAUGUGAAUAAAUUAACAACAUUGUACAUAUCUGGAAUAAUUGUUACGUAUCAUUUGUUUGUUAAAUGUUGAUAGUUCUAGCAGACAUUUGUGAUAUUAUAAAAGUAGAAUUUUAUUUAUUGACUUGAUGGGUUUUUCAUAUCGUACGAAUUACGUUCUACUGUAAUAACACAUAUCCUUUAUAAGUUUGUAAAUUAUUUAAAUAAAUGCAUU
Molecule: messenger RNA, 3048 nt
Organism: Tribolium madens (black flour beetle)
Lineage: Eukaryota; Metazoa; Arthropoda; Insecta; Coleoptera; Tenebrionidae
Product: peroxidasin-like protein
Exons: 7
Coding region: 264-2723 (819 amino acids)
Molecular function (GO): protein binding
Source: RefSeq, a predicted model, not a curated record